Messenger RNA from Ectocarpus siliculosus, 2159 nucleotides. The record is from the annotation of a GenBank genome assembly. NCBI's taxonomy places the organism in Eukaryota, Phaeophyceae, Ectocarpales, Ectocarpaceae.
AUGUCUAUCUCCAGAGACAGUCCAACACCAUCAUGGCUUGUGCAGGAGCCCGAAGGUCACGGGGCCCCCAAGACUCCAGGGCACUGGAAAACCAUGUGGGCAAGCGACUGCGCCAGGCUGGAAGAGGCCCACCACAGGGGGGAUGCCGAAGUCUUGGUCUACGGCAGAAAAUACGUCGUCGAUAUGAAGGCGCGGACGGUGAGGGCCCUGUACUGGGACGAGAAGCCCGCCGGGAAACCGAUCAUCCGCGCGACGUACUUCCUCGAGAAGGGCAGCGGCUGGCUGCCCUUCAGCGAGAAGGACGCGGAGCUGUUGGAGGAUGCCUAUGCCGCUGCCAAGGUGCAGCUUAGGAGCAAGACGUUUUCGGAGGCUGAAAUCCCCCUCUCCGAUGGGGAGAACAAGGUAGUGAUGACGAAGGUGAAGGCGGGCGAAUCCGUGGACGACUAUUUCGCGGACUUCGACAUCGAUUUGCAACAAAAACCGGUGAAGGUACCGUCGAUGUUGGUGUCCACGAUUUACAAGACCGCCUUUCAGGUCCGACGGGGCACGCCAGAGGCGAGCGGUUGGGGCGGCGUCUCAGCGACGGACGGGGACAUCCCGCUCGAGGGAGAGCCCCCGAAGCACCUCGUCUUCGUGAUACACGGUAUCGGCGAAUCGUUGUGGUCCAGGAAGUCGAGCGCGAUGGCCAGCUUGCGGGCGAGCAUGGGGCCGAUGCGGGACAUGUCUGCGGAGCUCCUGAGGGACCUUAAGAAGGCCUCAAAGUUGGAAGAGGCGGCCGCCGCCGCCGCCGCCGCCGCUGCCGCCGAAUCUACAGCCGCUGCCGAAAAGGACGACACGACGGUAGUGGAAGCAAAGGAAGACGACGCGAAAUGCUUUGUCACGAAAGCGGGGGGAGGGUGCGAGGCAAAGGGGGAGGGGGUUGGGUCGAAAGACAGCGAGGAGGGGGACAACGAUGGGGACGAGGAGAGCGGGGGAUACGUGGAGUUUUUGCCGGUGGAGUGGUUUCAUCAGGUGCACGGAAACGAAGCGGUGGCCGAAGGGAUGAUCCAGGAUAUCACGCUCAAAAACAUCCCGGGCUUCCGAGAUUUCGCCAGCCAGGCUAUCAUGGAUGUCAUGUACUACCUGACCCCAGACAUGCAGGUGGCAAUCCUGAAGGUGGUCGGGGAGCAGAUGAAUGAAAUGUGGAAUAAUUUCUGCCGGUUUACCCCCGACUUCUCCGGCAAGGUGUCGGUAAUGGGACACAGCCUUGGCAGCAUCAUUGCACACGAUAUCCUCAUGGCGCAGCCGGUGAAGGGAGAGACGCAGAUCGCCGAGGAUGCUGUCGGGAAGGACAUACCCCUCUUAAGCUUCUACCCGGAGGUCCUUCUAGCUUGCGGGUCACCGAUCGGGACGUUCCUCUCUCUCCGACAGUCCACCCUCGACAAGAAGAGGCUCUUCAAGUUCCACACCACCAACCGGUUCUUCAACCUCUACCACCUUUACGACCCGGUCGCUUACAGGCUGGAGCCGCUGCUGGACAAGCGACUCCGCGACCUUCAGCCCUUGCACGUACCACACCGAGGCGGCGACCGCAUCCACGUUUCGGUGAAGAAGUUCAACAGAGGCGUUAACGCAGCCAUCGGUCGGAUGACCAAGUCCACCGGGAAGGGGUGGAACAUCAUCCAGAGCAGCAUCAACACAACCAUCAAAUCCGCCAUCGGAGACCCAGGGACGACAAACAACGAAGAGCCCAUUGCGUCCGAAGAGGUCACCGAUGCCGAGGACGAGCUUGACGAACGGAUUGACUGGGUGAUCCAGGAGUCCACCCUGGAGGGGAUGCACCCCUGGGCUAGCGCGGUGUUCGCCCACAGCAGCUACUUCACCAAUUUCGACAUGGUGAUGUUCCUCGUCAACCGGCUCAACGAGGGCCUGGAGGGGGAGGGAGAAGAAGAAGGAGACUCCAAGGAGAGUGAGGAGGGGAGAAAAACAGACGAGGGUUCAAAGGCAGAAGAGGAGAAGGAAGAGGGAUCAACGAGAGAGGAGACGAAAGUACUGGAGUUGGUCGCGUGACGUUAGGAGUGUUGUAUAUAUUUCUAGCUUAACCGGGAACGGUGACCCCCUCUUUCCCCAAAGACGCCAUAUUUUCCAGUUUCUCUCGUGUUGUGAGUGUGACGAUAUCC